Rotaria sordida is the source of this 246-nucleotide messenger RNA. The record is from the annotation of a GenBank genome assembly. Lineage: Eukaryota; Metazoa; Rotifera; Eurotatoria; Philodinida; Philodinidae.
AUGUCAAUAUUAGGACUUACGGAUAUUUGUAGUGGUUUAGUAACAACUGAUGAUCAAUUAACACCACUUCAUCAAGCAGCUUCUGAAGGUCAUGUACAAUGUUUAGAAUUGUUACUUGCACAUGAUGCUGAUGUAUAUGCUGAAGAUAGUCGUAAACAAUUACCUAUUGAUCUUGCAAAAUUAUGGGGACAUAAAAAAUGUGCUAAACUACUUGCAGCUGUUAUGUGGCAUCAAAAUAAACAUUGA